Messenger RNA from Amaranthus tricolor (Joseph's coat), 2952 nucleotides. RefSeq lists its product as uncharacterized. Bases 1491 to 2726 code for a protein of 411 amino acids. Lineage: Eukaryota; Viridiplantae; Streptophyta; Magnoliopsida; Caryophyllales; Amaranthaceae. The record is from RefSeq and is a predicted model, not a curated record. The transcript is spliced from 7 exons.
UCCAAAAAGUUUCAACAACAAUAAGAUUUCUAAAUCAUUAUUAUUUAGAUAUGAUAGGAAAUAAUAUGGCCCAUUUUUUUGAAAUUUCAAGCCAUGCUUUUAACCCCACCAAAAUGCCACUAGUUUUUAUUGUGGUACCAACAUCAUGAUCCUAAUUCCUAAUGGUACUACAGUUUCACAGCACAUAAUAAUGUUCAGGGAUGAAAAAAGCAGGUCACAGGUGAGGUAGUGGAAGGAAAAUGAAGUCAGUAUUACUCACCAUUUUGAGCAAAAAAAGCUCUUUAAAAAAGUAAGAAGCAUAUAUUCCAACUUACUGCAGUAAUAAAGGGAUGGAAAUUGUCACAAUUCAAAUGAUCACCCAGAUUUUGAUUUCUCUAUCCAUUUCUGACGGGUAAAUUUUUAAUAACCUAAGUGUAGCUGUUAUAAAGAAACGGAAGAUAAUAUACCAUUUUCUCCACGAUGGAAUGAUUUAUAAAGCCGACAUCUAGUGAAUCUAUAUCGAUUUUAGAUCUAAAACCCUUAAGAGAUGAAAAAACAAUGUAGGUUACGUUUAUCAAGUCAUUGGUUCUUGAGUCUAUCACUUAAAUUUGAUAAGGUAAAAUUUAUCACAAAGAGAAUUAGCUGGAAAGCCAUUGAACUAAAUUGGAGUAAGUUUUCAUUUGAGGGAGAAGAAAAUACCCCUUCCGUCUCCUUGAGUUUUCACAAAGAUGACUAAAAAGGUCCCACCUUUGAUAUUUGACGAGGAUAUGACGAAAAUUCAAAGGAACGUAGGGAGUAUGUAGAGCCAACUAAAUUUAGUUGUGAUUUCACACGCAGAAUCACGCAUGAUUAGACACAAGAAAGAUUCGCUCUCUCCGUCCCUUUGAAAUUGCUACUUUUCUUUCUAGCUUGUCCCUUUUACAUUACCGCAUUUUAAAAGAAAAUAAUUCCCACCACUUUCUUUACUUAUCAUCCACACAUAUUUUCUCUCUUUUAGUUUUAAUAUCAUCCCCAUAAUUUAAAUAACCUCAUUAUUCCUUAAUCUUAAUGCCAUGUUCCAUUGUUGCAAUUUCAAAGAAACUGAGGGAGUACUUUUAGGGGGUGCUGUCAACUUAUUGUGGGUAAAGUUGAUUUUAAGUAAACACAACUAUUUAAAUGUUCUAAUUUAUAUAAGAUUGGGGGACUUUAUGGGAGUGUCAGAUCAAAAACCAAGACACAGGAAUCUAUUAAAGACAGAAAGCUUAGCUGUCUGUUUCUGUGCCUUGGGAGAUGGGGUGGCUUCUAAAAUCAUUGGAAAUGAUGAGCUAGUGAGAUUGAGUCCUUGCUUUCUUUGAAUGCCUCAAUUUAGUUUUGGAAGCAAUAGAAUAAAACCUUCUCCCUCAAGGACAAAAUUCUAGAAUAUCAUACUCUAGUGUUCACCAUAGAAGACAAGAAUAAUACAUACAAAAAAACACAAACUAGUCAAGCAAAAGAAAACAAGCAGAUAUUUAGACUUCAGAAUUCAUACUUAUAUGGCUCCAAAUAGUUGCUCAUCAUUUUUUGUCAAAUUAGUUGUUUCCCUCCUCAUUGUUGCUUCCACGUUUAGCUCCGCGCUCUCGCUACCCAGCAAUCAAACGCUUCAGCCACAACAAGAGCUGCAGAAAUUAAGGAGGAUCAGAGCUUAUAUCAAGAAAAUUAAUAAGCCUGCUGUCAAGACCAUUAAGAGUCCCGAUGGUGAUGAGAUAAAUUGUGUUCAGUCCCAUCUUCAACCAGCUUUUGAUCAUCCUGAACUCAAGGGACAAAAGCCCCUGGAUCCACCAGAUAGACCAAAGAAUUCAGAGCCUGUUGAUGAAAUGACACACAAAUUUCAACUAUGGACAGAAUCUGGAGAAUCAUGUCCAGAAGGAACUAUUCCAAUCAGAAGAACUAAAGAACAGGAUAUUUUGAGAGCUAAUAAAAUUGGAAGAUUUGGAAGGAAGCCUAGAAGAAUUGUAAGGCGAGACUCAGAUGGCAGUGGUCAUGAGCACGCGGUGGCGUUUGUUAAUGGCCAACAGUUUUAUGGUGCCAAAGCCAGUAUGAAUGUUUGGACGCCUCAAGUAACCGAUGCAUAUGAAUUUAGCUUGUCACAAAUUUGGGUCAUCUCUGGUUCUUUUGGCAAUGACCUUAAUACCAUUGAAGCAGGUUGGCAGGUGAAUCCAGCCCUAUAUGGUGAUAAAUACCCAAGGUUCUUCACGUAUUGGACGACGGAUGCGUACCAGGCCACUGGAUGCUACAAUCUACUGUGCUCAGGCUUUGUUCAGACAAACUCCAAAAUCGCCAUUGGAGCAGCAAUCUCUCCCAGAUCAAGCUUCAGCGGCAGACAAUAUGACAUCAGUAUCACAGUUUGGAAGGACCCAAAACAUGGACACUGGUGGCUUGAACUUGGAUCAGGGUUACUAGUAGGGUACUGGCCAGCAUUUUUGUUCAGCCACUUAAGAACAAAUGCAAACAUGAUUCAGUUUGGAGGAGAAAUUGUUAACAGCAGAUCCUCAGGUUUCCAUACAGCCACUCAAAUGGGUAGCGGCCAUUUCGCAGAUGAAGGGUUCAGAAGGGCAGCAUAUUUCCGUAAUUUACAGGCAGUUGAUUGGGAUAAUAACUUGAUACCUUUGUCAAAUCUCCAGCUUUUGGCAGACCAUCCUAAUUGCUACAAUAUAAGACAAGGAAGAAAUAACGUCUGGGGUAAUUACUUUUAUUAUGGAGGACCUGGAAGGAAUGUACAUUGUCCUUAAAAAGAAAAAAGAAAGAAAGAAAGGAAUUUUGAUUUUAAUUUUACUUUCAAUUUUGAUUCUGAUUUUCCCCCUUUUUUUCUCUUGGCUUCACUAGGGUUAGGUUAUGAGUAUUAUCUUAGUAGAGUAUUACUUUUCCAGAAAUCCAUUAUUCGAUAUGACCAGUGUAUAUCUAAGAAAAUACAAGUUGUUAAUAGGAUAUGAAGGGUUUUUUGUGUGUUGUGUUCCA